AGAAUAUCUGAAAUUCGCUGUGUUAAGAAAACGUGCUCGGUGAUCGUAAGAGUGUUUGACAACCUGGAAGCUAUCUCGCUCUUGACCUCUAUUUCUCAACACACCCCCUCGUCAGUAGCCAUCUGAGACGGCAGAAAGGUUGAGGAUAAGAUGGAUGCGGACGAAGCAAGAGUCCAUCGAGAGUGAUAUGCUUCAAAUGUGUAGCAGAGCUACGCGGCAUCCGCAAUGUUCGCGAAAUACCGAAUCUAGAUUUGUGACAGAAAAGGUUACGGUCAGAUGAUUUGGUCUCUGAAGCCGCCACCUGUGGCGCCAAGGUAUGGCGUGUACGACCCUGAACUGCGGCUUCUGGUUGCGCUGUCACAUGCGGCGACUCGUUGCGCGGGCACAUGUGGCGACUUCUGACUGCGCUGGCACACGUGGCGACUCGUUGCGCGGGCACGUGUGGCGACUUUUGCCAUUUUUGCACCAUGGCGGGGUGGCUUGUUGCGCUCGGUUCAGGAUCGGAUCGUCGGUGAUCGUACCAUGGCGCCAACGAUGGCGGCUUCAUUAUUGCGCCGUGGCGGCGGCUUUCCGCGUGCUUGAUCGUGUACCCGGGGUCUGCAUCGGCUCAACGCAGCUGUGGAAACGUGAGGGAGGUGCUGUGGCUCUCGAUCUGAGCGCACGCACGAAGUCCCUUAUCCUGUUGAAAUGUGGUCGUCUUAUCCGAUCGGGGUCUCGAAGACAGCGGGACACGAGGAAUGCCACGAAUGAUGAGGCGCCCCCUUGUCGCGCUGCCAGAGAGGAUGGAUGAGAGUGAAGACCACGAGAGCACCCGGGUACACGAUGAAGCACCGCGAGGGAGUCUCCGAAGAUCGGCGAUCGAAAUUCUUCGAAGGUCUCCGAAGGUCCGUCUUUUGAGGAGAAGACGGGAAACCGACUCUCACGCCGAUGGCAGCACGCCGCGAUGGCACCCUUGUGAUGCUGCGGAAAGAUACUAGAGGCGAGGGUGCUGCGCCCCUGGAUCAAGCGUGGUGGCUCAUAACCUGUUAAGAAAACGUGCUCGGUGA
Messenger RNA from Micromonas pusilla CCMP1545, 1046 nucleotides. RefSeq lists its product as uncharacterized. Bases 317 to 790 code for a protein of 157 amino acids. NCBI's taxonomy places the organism in Eukaryota, Viridiplantae, Chlorophyta, Mamiellophyceae, Mamiellales, Mamiellaceae. The record is from RefSeq and is a predicted model, not a curated record. The transcript has a single exon.